Oppia nitens is the source of this 2211-nucleotide messenger RNA. Its product is annotated as phosphatidylinositol 3-kinase 3-like. The transcript has 5 exons. The record is from RefSeq and is a predicted model, not a curated record. NCBI's taxonomy places the organism in Eukaryota, Metazoa, Arthropoda, Arachnida, Sarcoptiformes, Oppiidae. Bases 112 to 2181 code for a protein of 689 amino acids.
UUCUCAAUAAAAAUCAUUAAUUUAGUGUUAUCACUAUUACUGAUAUAUGUGUCCGCUAUUAAAUCACAACCAUCACAACAAUACCGGUCCAAUCGUGGGUCAAACUUUCCGAUGGAUGAUAUCGUGGCAGCGAUAGCCACGGCUGCCAUCAACGGUGCCAUACCAUUCAAUAAGCUGCAUAUGGGGCCCAACCCUAAUCGUAAGGGCGACGCACCGCUUAGGAUACCUAUACUGUUAAUCCGGGCUAAGGAUCUUAAAGGCGGCAAAAUUAAGUUUGAAAAGAAAGGAUGGAUAAAUGGACGCGCGUUUCGCUUUGAUAGGGAUUCACAUAAAAAAGACUAUUCACCCAAACCUAUGUAUCCAACCCAUGGACUCAAAGUAAUACCGGCACCAAAGCUGGACUUUGGUGGCUAUAAUAAAAAACAUAAUAACUUUAAUAAGAAAUCUAUUAGACCAAUACAGUAUUUUAAUAAUAAGGACAGGGAUGUAAACAACUGGAAUAAUAAUAAUAAUAAUGGUGAGGAUAGGUUUCAUCAACUUAUUAAUAACGAAAGAAAUACUAGAAAUCAACUCAACAAUUAUAAUACAAAUAAUAAUCGAUUCAAUGAUGAAAACUUUAACAAUAAUAAUAAUAAUAAUAAUGGAAAUUUAGAUAGACUACCGGUUCCUCAGCCAAUAAUAGGCGGUACAGUGGACAAGGAUUAUGAUUAUAAUAGUGAAUCAUUGCCGACACCACAACCAUUAAAGCAAACGAUAAAAGUGCCAACAAUUGUCAAACAUGUCUAUAAUGCUAACACACAGGUAGAUGAAUCGUCGGCGUCGUCAUCGCCAUCAUCGUCGGGUGCAUCAAAAAUACCGGCCCGUUAUCUAAAAGAUAUGUCUGAUCCACAAUCGCAUAGCGCUAUUCAAUCACCACCACUUGAAACAUAUAAUAGCAAUAAUAAUGAUAAUAAUAACGAUAAUAAUAAUAAUGACAAUAACUUUAACAACAACUUUAACAAUAAUUUUAACUAUAAUAAAAACACUAAUGAGGAAACUUAUGAAACUACCAGUGCUAAGCCAUUGCCAUUCAAAUGGACCGACUUUAGCAAUACUGAGGCAAAGAGUACAGUGCCGUCACCACCAAUCAGUCACUUUUUCCCGCCGCUAAAAGACCAACAAUCGGUUUCCUAUAACACAGAACCGGUGGUCAAUCAUAAAUCGGUAUAUUUGGGUGACGUUAUCCACAAGUCUAAUGGCGAAGUGGAAGAACAGGACGCAAAUCUCGACAAUAAUGACCCGUUGGCCGGUUAUGCAAAAGACCCGUACGAUAAACAACUGAUCAAUACUUUGAAAAACUUGAUGGCAACGAGUAAGGAAAGACAUCCGAUUAAUAUCGGAGGACUUACUGGCGCUAAGGAUACCGGAGCAAAGGCUACCAACUCUAAGACGCCGACAAAUCAGUAUUUCCAGACAUCAUCCGGUAAUUCGGGAGAUAAUGCAUUCACUAAAAAGACUGUACCCGGUUUCAGCACAACAUACAAGUCCUCCUCGUCAUCAUCAUUGGCCACUUCACCGACAUCAUCAAACCAACUGUUUUUGUCACAAACUGCACCACAAUAUACAUACUCACAAUCAUCAGAACCUAUAUCUCAUUCAUCCUCUUCCUCCUCGUCCUCCUCACGACUACCAGAGUCUUUGUUUAAUCCAAUCACUUUCAACAAUCAGCCCCUAACAGCUCAGACCUUGAAUACGGCUCAGAGCGCUGUCAACGAUAAAUAUCUGUCCACUCGUGGAUUCUCGAAAAUUGAACCAUUGAUCAGUGGACAGUUACCGUUGUUCGCCAAAGUUAGCCAAUCAAAUAAACCGGUAGCAAUUGAUUUUGAUUAUAAUACCGGUGCCCAACCACUGGCAACCAAAUCAUUUUUUGCCGAUAGCGAUGCGGCCGAUGAGUAUUUGUCGGCUCCGUUAUCAGCCGCCGGACCAACAUUUAUACCGUUGUCAUCCGGUUUAUCCCAGUCAUCACCGCAGAGCUCUAACAUUGCAGGCACUGGUAGUAUUGUCAGACCACUGGCCUCUCAACCAAUGAAAACCUAUAUACUGACCAACAAUUAUCAACAAUCAGCUAAAGUACAGAACACUGAUGUGGACGACCUGCAGAUGGCUGCCGAUGAAUAUGCCGUUUCCAACAUUAGACCAUAAGGUUAGGCCAUAAAUUGAAUAAAAAUAUUU